Molecule: messenger RNA, 5986 nt
Organism: Boleophthalmus pectinirostris (great blue-spotted mudskipper)
Lineage: Eukaryota; Metazoa; Chordata; Actinopteri; Gobiiformes; Gobiidae
Product: GON-4-like protein
Exons: 30
Coding region: 106-5670 (1854 amino acids)
Biological process (GO): regulation of DNA-templated transcription
Cellular component (GO): nucleus
Molecular function (GO): transcription coregulator activity
Source: RefSeq, a predicted model, not a curated record
UCCCCCUCGGCGGCAGGGGGCGUCCGUGCGUCGGUGCGUUUCCUGAAGCGGCUUCGUGUUGUGGUUGUAUGGGGUUAGCAUGGGCGCUAGCGUUAGCCUGGAGCUAUGCGGCAUCUAGUGAAGAGAGGGACUUCUGCUCCCUGCCUUUUUCAGUCCAAACGUGUGAAGAGUGAGUAUGCAGCGCCCCCUGCUGCAGAGACAGGGCCCGAGGGGAGCAUCAGUGCAGAUGGAAGCGCAGACGGAAGCGCAGAUGGAAGCGCAGAUGGAACCACAGACGCCAGUGCAGACACCGGCGCAGACACCAGUGGGGAGGAGAGCCAUGGCAGUGAAAACCAGCUGGAACUGGACCUGCGCAGGAUGUCUCGCAAACACAACCUCACCAAAAGGAAUGUCAGAAACAUCUUACGGGAGGUGAUCACACAUGAGCGGGUGGUGGACAUGAUGAAAGCGGCCAUCAGGGACACUCAGGACCUGCCUCUUUUUGAGCCUAAAAUGACGCGGUCCAGGCUGAAGCAGGCCGUGGAGCAGGGCCAGAAGGUGAACUGGAGCCUCCCUGCAGUCGGAUCCACAAACAGAGGCUCGGGGUUCGUGGACAUGGAGCUUGAGGAGGAAGAGGACUCGUCUGAUGAAGAGUACUGUCCUGAUGAAGACGAAGAGGAAGACACGACAGAUGAGCUGUUUCUGAGCGAUGGAGACAGUCUGGCUUCUCCUCUCAAAAUGCAGUCGUCCUCUCAGACCAGCACUCCUCAGAGCUCCGGCCAGACACACUCCAGAACCAUUGACUCCACCCCCCGCCACGCAGCCCCGCCCUCUGACCCGCCCACAGACUCUUUCUUAGACCGACUCAACGCCGUAGAGGAGGAGCUCAAUUCCAACCCUGCCUACUUCUACCAGGAUGAGGACCCGUUGGCCUGCCGCACACGCUCAAAGCUCCCCCUGGUGGAUGUGCCUAUAAAUCGUCUGGAGGCGGAGCUUCUCGCCCCUGACAUCACCGCCGACAUGUACGCAAGCCCCUCCCACCAGACCAGAGACCCUCACUGGACCCAGUGGCUGCAGGGCCUGGUGGCUCCGGAGAACACAGAGGAGGCAGAGGACGAGGACGACCCAGAGUACAACUUCUUAGAAGAUCUGGACGAGCCCGACCUGGAGGACUACAGGACCGACCGAGCUGUGCAGAUCACGAAAAAAGAAGUGAAUGAGCUGCUGGAGGAGUUUUUUGAGACGCUCCAGGAGCAGGCCGCUGAGGAGGAGGAGCACGAGGAAGCAGACGACGAAGAGUCAUCCACCCCAGGACCUCAGUUUAAUGUUCCUCAGUCUUUACGACUGGAGCCUUCAUUAGUGCCACUGCUGAAUGCGAUGAAGCCCAAUCAGAGCAGAAGAGCCCUGCAGGACACCACCAACACCCCACACACGACGAACAUGACGCACAUGACGCACACCAACCACACGACGGACACCAUCCACACCGCCAACACCCCCCCCACGGCCCACACCCAGGUUCUGAGCGCCCCGCCACAGCCCCACAAGACCCAGGACAACCUCAGCCUGCAGCAGCACGUGAGCCAGGCCCCGUGGAACAGCAGUCAUGUGACCCAGCUCAUUCUGCUGCCACAAACUUCUAGUCCAACUCUGAGACUGAAUGAGCGUCAGAGAGGACAACUCCAGCAGCAGAUACAACAGCACGUCCAGCUGCUCACUCAGGUCCACCUCCUGACCAAAGGGAUCCAGGCUCUGAACCACGAGGCCGACAUCACCAAAAGCUUCCUGGUGGAGUUGGAUCAGUUUUCUCAUCGUGGCAGAGGUUUUUCUGACAGUAGUUUCAAAGUGUGUAACCUGCAGCCGGCUCUGGAGCUCGUAGAAGAAGAGCGAGGCGUGUCUUCUGCUUCUCAUGAACCUUCUCUGGGCUCUGUGGUUCAUCCCAAACGCUGGCUACCCUCCAUGACCCCCACCACUAACGGUCAUGCCUUCCCCCUGCUCCCUGCUCAGCUCGCCUGGGUCUUUGCCACUCGCCCGCUCUUUCUGUACCCAGAGCUGCUUCCUGUUUGCAAUCUGGACCCUGCCCUCCACCCGUGCCACAAACGCCAGGUCUACACCCAGGGAGAAGACGGCCUGAUCGUUCUGGGUCUGAAGCACUUUGAGGGUGGCUUCAAACCCGAGCAGCUCAUCACAGACUUCCUGGUUUGUAAAACGCGAUCAAACUUCACUAAACACAUCCGAGAAAUGAGCAGCAGGAGAGCCCCGCCCAACAUCAUCAAGUCUUUCCUUGCGUCCGGUGGAGUGCCUCCUCUUUCUCUGGCCUGUUCCCCUGUGGAUCCAUCAGAGCAGUGCCCCCCGGUGGACAGAUACUGCAGCCACUGUCCCAACUGGCUCAAGAACAGUCGAGAGGCCAUCCAGAAAACCCGUCUUUCCUCCUCUCCUCCUCGUUAUCCCCAGUCUCUUCCUACUGGCUGCACGUUGAGGCUUCAUCCUCAUUGGCUGCCUAAGUCCCGCCCCCCUUUGUCCAGACCGAAGCGGCGUUUGUUUACACUCGCCCACAAUGGAACUUUAAAACCUCUCGCCAAAAGACACGGAACCCCUGAGUUUAUAACGAAAACACUCCAGCACGAGCAAAACGGAGAGAAGACCGGAGAAGACGACGCGCAAACAUCUGCUCCGUCACCUUCGUCCGGGGACCUCACCCAGGACCCAGGCCAGUCCCCGACCACUGCCUUUAUCCUGAGUCCCAGUGUCCUUCUGAACUGUGAGGCAGAAGCUCAAACAUGCGCUCUGAUCCCACCUCUGGUCCCUGUGUGCGCCAACAUGAGACCGCUCACCGUCCCUCUAGUACCCACCCCGCCCAGCGCCAUCCCAGAAACACUGCCAACCCUGCCCGGCACCUGCCCACAAACACUACCAGCUCUGCCCAUCGGGUCUACGGGCCCCGUGAACCUGUCCCCUCAGCUGUGCACUGGAGUCGUCCUGUUCCACACCAUUUUAGAUCCAACGCCUCAUCCUCAGAGCACCCACACUACAAACACCAACCCUCACCACAGCGCCGCACAACAAAAUGACAAAGGACUCGGAGAAAAGGAGGGCGAGGGUGCGACGGGCAGAGAAAAGACUGUUAUAAAAUAUAUAAGUUUACACGAAAAGAGGGGAGGAGUUCACUGUGAAAAUGAGGACCGAAGAAAAGACGACGGGGCUAAAGAUGGACAGAAGCCCAGAGAACACGGAGGAGAUAAUGAAGAAGGAGGAACUAACGAAGGAGGAGGACCUGAUGAAGGACGAGGAGCUGGUGAAGGACAGGGACCCAGCGAAGGAGGAGGGUCUGGAGAAGGACAGGGGCCCGGUGAAGGACAGGGGCCCGGCGAAGAAGGAGGAGCUGGUGAAGGACAGGGACCCGGCGAAGGACAGGGACCCGGCGAAGGACAGGGGCCCGGCGAAGAAGGAGGAGCUGGUGAAGGACAGGGACCCGGCGAAGGACCUGGGGACGGAGGGGACGGAGGGGACGGAGGCGGAGGAGGAGAUGAAGGCGGGGAUGACGAUGAGGAAGAGGAAGAGUUCGAUGAUCUCACUCAAGAUGAAGAUGAAGAGGAAGUGAUGUCCUCGGCCUCUGAGGAGUCUGUGCUCUCUGUCCCUGAACUGCAGGAGACCAUGAAGCAGCUGACGUGGCUGGCCGCUGAGAGGAGACUGGGGGACGCUGACUCAGAAGAGGACCUCUCUCAGGAGGACGAGGAGGAAGAGGAGGAGGAGGACGGGACGACUAAAGAAGAAGAGUCCAAGGAGGAGAGAGGACACGAGACCAGAGGAGACGAAGAGACGACGACGGGAGAGGAGGCGGCAAGAGGAGCCAGCAGAGGCCCUGCGCGAGGGAGAGGUCGGCCCCGCCCCCCUCGCGGCCUCAAACGCAGUCGUCAGGAGCGGAUGAGCAAAGACGCGUCCAAACUGUUGCUGCUGUACGACGAGAACAUCCUGGAGAAGGAUCCUCAGAGAGAGAGCAAAGACACAGCCUACGCUCAGGGAUACCUCCACAGGGUGCACGAGGCUCUGCAGGACUCCCCGAUGAAGAUGGAGCAGUUCGUGUCUCUGCUGGGCGAGUUCGAGAAGGUCGGGGAGAUGCCGGACGUGGUCUCCUUGUUCCGCAGGCUGCAGUGCAUUCUGGGACAUCGCACGGACCUGCUCAGAGACUUUGCGGCGUUCCUACGACCCGAGCAGGCGCUGGAGUGUGGCCUGUUCGAGGAGCAGCAGGCGUUCGACCGCAGCAGGAGGUUCCUACGACAGCUGGAGAUCAGUUUUGGAGACAACCCAUCGCACUACCAGAAGAUCAUCAAAGCCCUGCAGAUGGGCCCUGACCUGAGCCCCAGCAGCGUCAGCGAGCUGAGGUCCCAGAUGACGUCUCUGUUAAAAGGCCACACCCACCUGCAGGCCGAGCUCUGGGUGUUCUUUGACGACCUGCACCCUCCCCCCGCUCAGCCCGGACAGUUUGAGGAGGCGGAGUGGCCGGAAGAGCCCGAGGGGAGAGAGGGGAUGGGUCUCUCCUCUGGACUCUCCUCUGGACCGGGACACACCAGCGGGUUUGAGGAGGUCACUCUUCCGGAGUUGGACGAAGAGGAGGACAGACCCAAACUCCAAUCCAUGACGGUCAGGCAGCAGAGACGGAAGAUGGACUUCAAGUGUGAUUGGUCGGAGAAAUCGUGGAUGUGUCUCUGUCACGACGCAAACAGCCGUAAACCUGGAAAGAAGGCGUGUCCGCGCUGUAAGGGUCUCCGAGUGUCCAGGGCCAUGAAGAGUCUCCAUCCUCUUUACGCCCAGAUGAGCUGUGAGAAGGAGAGCAGCCCCCACACAGAGCAGAGCGGCGCGUCCUGGGAGGGGCCGUUUCUGCUGCACAAAGACGAGGAUGAAGACAAAGACGAGACGGACAGAGAGCCGCCGGAGAAGAGGCGCAGAGAAGAGGCCACGCCCCCCACCGACGAUGUCACAGACUCCUCGCCCUCCGCGGCCCCGCCCUCUUCGCCCUCCGUGUCUCCGCCCCACGGCGACCUGAGUGUGAGCGGCCCCGCCCCCUCACAGCCCCACGACGACCUGAGUGUGACCAGCGCCGCCCCCUCACAGCCCCACAACGACCUGAGUGUGACCAGCGCCGCCCCGUGUCAGCCCCACGACGACCUGAGUGUGACCAGCGCCGCCCCGUGUCAGCCCCACGACGACCUGAGUGUGACCAGCGCCGCCCCGUGUCAGCCCCACGACGACCUGAGUGUGACCAGCGCCGCCUCGCCACAGCCCCACGACGACCUGAGUGUGAGCGGCCCCUCGCUGUCUCCGCCCCACAACGACCCGAGUGUGACUGGCCCCGCCCCCUCACAGUCCCACAAUGACCUGAGUGUGACUGGCCCCGCCCCCUCACAGGAGCUGACCGUGUGCGCCAAGAACAUCUCCAUGACGGCGAGCGGCGAGCGGGUCGUCCUCUGGACCAGAGACGCAGACAGAGUGAUCCUCACGCGCUGUCAGCAGGAGGGAGCCAACCCCAGCACCUUCCAGCAGAUCUCCUCCGUCCUGGGCAACAAGACCCCGAGCCAGGUCUCACAGAGGUUCGUGGACCUGAUGCGUCUGUUCCACACCACGGCACGACACGCCAGCGCCGAAGACGAACCCACGAGCACCGAGCCCGACCCCAGACACGGAGAAGACUGAAGAGAAACUGAUCAGAACCAUGGCUGAACCAGAGACACGGAGAAGACUGAAGAGCCCAUCAGAAAUGAGGCCAAACGAGUCCAAGCGGAACGAAGCCAGAACCUGAACGAGUCUGAGCUGUAAGAGGCCGAUAAACUCUGAGGUUCUCACACAGAGGAAGCCACAGAAUCUGAGAAAUAAACUCUCAAACCGUGUGGGACUUGUGCUCCGCUCAGGUCUUGUGUUUUCAGAUCUUGGGUCAGAGAUCUUGCUGUCCGUAAAAAAAUGUCCACGGGGAGAGAAGUGUCCUUUUUUUUUUUGGGUUGUAAAUUGUUGU